CCGCCCUACUCACGACAGUCUUUUGGUCUCCUUGUUGAUGCAGUAGACAUUAUUGUAGUGGGUGGGUUUGUUUGAGUAGUACGUUCUAGUGUUUGGAGAAUGUCCACAUUAACAUCCUAUUGCAUUUCGUUUUGUUAUCUUUGCGACGUCUGAGUGUAAACUUAUUGAAGUAUAACAACUAAGUGUUCUUUCUCGUCGGUGCUGUUGUCUGUUGUCAUCUACAAAUGUAUCUAUAAAGUCGGAGUUGACAUCUUCAAGUACGGAGAAACCGCAAUGGACUCACUCCCACUAGAAGUUCUUGAUAAAAUUGCAGAGCACCUGACACCCUACGAGCUGGCAGCGUGUUCUGGCGUUAGUGUGGGAUGGAGAGAUGCCUUCAACCAGGACAGUCUGUGGAGGCCACACUGCAACAAGGACACGGCAGAGUACCUGGAGACUACGGAGAGUAGAGUGGAGCCAAGUUUUGAGUGUCCGGAGUUCGAGGACAGCACCCUGAGUCCUGUCUGUCGCUGGCGGAUAUGUUACAUGCGUGAGACUCACCUGCACAACAACUGGAGACAUGGCAGAUCCGUCAAGGAAAAUAUAAGCAUUGUAGAGAACUUCCGAGACAAGUUCUGCAUGUUUGUCUCUGACGAUUAUGUGCUACUGUCAAGUGGAAAAACGUUAAUGUUGUGGGACGUUAGAGGCUCUCCAGUUUAUAUAGGAGAACCAAUACGUUUACUCUUUGUAUCAGAAGAAAACAUGUUCGGACAAUUGAUCAACUCCAACAUGAUGUUGAUUCUUCAAGAAUUAUCUGUACAAGUUUACUGUUUUAAAUCCAUUUUAGACGAAUCUUGGGAAUUAAAACACGUUUUCUUUCUUGAUGGAACUCAAAGUGUUUCUCCUAGUGAGGCGUUCAGUGUUAUGGCCGUUACAACUGAAGAUUCUUUUGUUAAUGAAGAUCCGAUUGUCAUAGGCAAUCUUUUCGUUCAUUACUCCUUAACGUACCUAACAGUUUUACACAUUUGGAAUGUUGAGGAAGGGAAAAAGUUAAAGACGGUUGAAUGUAAGAUUACAUCAGGAAAGUGUUACAAGAUAUGUACCAUUGUUAAAUCUGACAAACCAUCUCUAGACAUUGUAGUGGUUUACUGGAAUUGGAGAAAUUUAAAAGAUGAAUUUCACGUAUACAUUUACAGUUUAAAACAUUUGGACUUCCUCCCUUUCCACGAAACCUAUGACAUGAAUAACUAUGUACAAAUUGGUUGUGUGUUACAAGACAGAUUUCUCGGUGUUACAGUUAAUGAACAUCUCUACAUCUAUAAUUAUGUGACGUCACAGUUACUACAUACAAUACCAACUAUAACCAACUCUGUUACGGUCGACAAUCACAUUUUGUUCUCUGAACAACAAAUGUUUUACAAGAGUUUCAAUACAACUACUCUAGAAAUUAAAAACGUAAGAGUGACCAAUAACACAGAAGUUCCUUCGGAAUGUUAUUUGGGAAAACAUUUAUUCGGCAAUUUUUUUUACACUUCGGAUAAUCUCAUACAUGCAAAAGUAUGGGAGAUAGGAAGAAACCCAAUGGCAGAAGAAGUAACAUGGCUAGAACAUUUAGACUAUAUCCCACAUAGUGACAUUAACAGAUCAAAUACUAAAUUAAUCGUAAAACCAUAUGUACAUAAAAAUGAUUUUAUUUGUGAAUAUUUUUGGUAAUAUCUUCAAUUAUAAAAUACAGACUCAAUUUCCCCGUAAAUAGUCUUAUUUUUAAUAGACGUUAAUGAUUUAAUCUAAUCAUGACAGUUCAUUUUUCGAGAAUAUUUUGUCUUUAAAGUGUAUAAAAUAUGUUGUUUUAUAGUAUUAUGGUUGUAUAAUCUAUCAUACUUGAAGUUGUCUAAACAGUAAUCCUGUGUUUUAACUGCUGUGUUACUUUGACCCAGUUCUUUAGUAUAGGAGACCAAAAUGUACAGUGGUCUAACGUUUUACCACAUAAAACUUUUUAAUUUAUAUGUCACGCUUUAACUAGACUUACUUGUUGCUCUUACUUAUUGAUUUACAUUACGUUACUUAAUUAAAUAUAAUUCUUAACUUUAAAGAACACAACAAACUUAUGAACUGAUUCUUAUGUUUAUCUUAAGUAUUUUAAACAUCCCUAGAAAUUUCGCCAUUUCAUAAUAAGACAAUAACAAGAUACUACACAUUGGUAUUUUAUUACGAAUUCUCUUAUUUUACUGAUAUGAGUUCUUUGGGUGAACAUAGCUUAAACGCUAGUAGUACCAUAUCAGUAAUGUGGUACUACCAACUGUCUCACGUUUCACUCAUGGUUCCUCUGGGUGUUCUAAGCGUAAACGUUGUAAGUAAUCAGGUACUACCAUUACAGAUUCCAUCGAUAUCGGUUCUCUGGGUGACCAUAGCCUAAACAUUACCAGUAAUGAGGUACUACCAACUGUCUCAAGUUUCACUCAUAUGGGUCCUCUGGGUGUUCUAAGCGUAAACGUUGUCAGUAACCGGGUACUACCAUUACAGAUUCCAUCGAUAUCGGUUCUGUGGGUGACCAUAGCCUAAGAAUUACCAGUAAUCAGGUACUACCAACUGUCUCACGUUUCACUCAUAUGGGUCCUCUGAGUGUUCUAAGCGUAGACGUUGUCAGUAAUCAGGUACUACCAUUACAGAUUCCAUCGAUAUCGGUUCACUGGGUGAACAAAGCCUAAACAUUACCAGUAAUUAGGUACUACCAACUGUCUCACGUUUCACUGAAAUUUGUCCUCUGGGUGUUCUAAGCGUAGUGAUUUGUGAAGAAGGGAUAAUGCAAGCAAAUUUCGAUUGUCGUACUUUAAAAGUAGAGCCAUUACCAGUUACCGACUUAAAUGAAAGCACGUCGAAGUAUCAAUUCGAGGAAUUCUUGUUGGAUAGGUUUCUCUAUGCAAUUAGUACAGGCAACAUACUGGAGUUUUCGGAGGAUGGAAAGAAUUCUGUUCCGGAACAUGUAAUAUGGAUUUCAGGAGCAAUGCAUACGUUUGUAAGCUACAAAUUUAAUAACUCUCUUACUAAGUUUGUUUUUAAAUGUUUUAGCAAUAACCAGUACAAGCUUAAAGUUAUCACCUUUUGGUAAUUUGUAGCAAUAAUUUUAAAUAUAAUAUAGACAUACACUUUCAUUUUCGAUAGUUUUCGCAUAUUUAAAUGUAAACAUUGUAACAUUAUGCUUACCCUCAGGAAUACCCCACUAAGUAUCUUUACAUAUGAUGGUCAACACAUCAUCCAUUACAUUUUAAUACUACAAUUAGUCUGUAUUUCUAAUUUAUAGCUUACGUUUGACUUGGAGAAAGUAGGAGGGAAAGGGAUGUUCAAAUCCGGAGGUUAUCUGAGAGGUAGUUCAAGGAAAGAACUAAUUUUGUUCGCAUGAUCCCUCAUCUUACGCGAAUGGGAAUAAUCUGGAAUGGAGACUCUUUAGAACCAGUGAACAUUCAAACUUAUGAUAGUGAUUUUAGACUAUGACAGUGGAUAUUCUUUUUAUACAUGAAUAUACUUAAUACUACUGUUUUUUGUUCUUUAUAAAAACAAUAAUUUACUGGAUGUUGUCAUCCUGUGCCAUAUUAAUUCGUUUACAAUUAUUUAUCAUCGAAGCAUUCUUUUUAUUUUAUCUUUUAUUAGAAAUGUAACAUAAAAUGUACAUAUAUGUCUGUUAUUUUACUUCAUGUACUUCUUAAUUUUAUCUUUAAAUAAUGGUGUGUUGUACAUUCUUUGAUAAUAAAUCUUUUUACUUUACUGUUU
This is a messenger RNA of Homalodisca vitripennis (glassy-winged sharpshooter), 3747 nucleotides long. RefSeq lists its product as uncharacterized. Gene Ontology annotation, molecular function: protein binding. Bases 274 to 1692 code for a protein of 472 amino acids. The transcript is spliced from 2 exons. Lineage: Eukaryota; Metazoa; Arthropoda; Insecta; Hemiptera; Cicadellidae. The record is from RefSeq and is a predicted model, not a curated record.